Messenger RNA from Funneliformis caledonium, 592 nucleotides. The record is from the annotation of a GenBank genome assembly. NCBI's taxonomy places the organism in Eukaryota, Fungi, Glomeromycota, Glomeromycetes, Glomerales, Glomeraceae.
AUGCUUGGUGAUGCUUCACCUAAAAGAUAUGUUACCGAAGCGAACACAGUUUCCGUUAGUAGUUCAAAUAUUAAUUCCAUUACAAAUGGAAUAAUUGCAUGCAAUCGAUCUGGAGAUAACAAUGCUAUAUUUAUCAGUUUUGCUUCAUUUGAACAACAAAUGGAUUCAGGUUGUGUUUACUUUAUUAAUGGAAAAUUUGUAUGGAAUAAAAAGCCAAAUAAUGAUGUUAACAAUAUACUAGAACAAGAAGUUUUCGUAUCAUUUCAAUGUAAUGUAUUAUCAGCUCCAGUUGUUGAAGGAGAUAAUAUCAUGUUCAAAUCGCAAGCAAUAGAAUUUAAUGAAAAAAAUCAUACAGAAAUUCCAAUAACAUGUAUUUGUUCUACACAAAAUUCAAGAAUAUAUGGAAAAGUAAACAAAUUACAAAAAGGAAAUAAAAUUGAUAUCAUGGGAAACUUGACCAAAAAUGAUGAAGAAAUUACAGUUUUAGUUAACUAUAUUGUAUAUGUCAACAAUACAAUCAAUUUUUCUUCUAUGGAAAAAAAGGAUCUCAGCAAAAUUCCAUGGUUAAAUUCGUCUGGUCUUAAAACAACUG